ACUCAGCUGGAUCGGAGUUAGAGGGUCGUCAUCGGGUUGAACGUGUGUUGAACUCGGAGGUGCCGUGCGUUCGGUACUUGAUCGGUCGGAUCGUGAAGACGUACGACUACAUCAACCGCGUUGUGCUAACGCUUCCGCUUUCGGUCUACGAGGGUACGUGGACAACACUCUCCCCUCUCGUUGCUAUGCAUCACCAUGAUCUUGUGUGUGCGUAGGAAUUUUUUUGGAAAUUACUACGUUCCCCAACAAUCGCAACCUUAUAAGGAUAGUAAAUACAUGUUCCAAUCUGGAUUUCAGAGCAUUAGUGCUUCAGUACAUGCCCAAUGGCACUUUAGAUGCACUCUUGCACUACUCUCAAAGCACAAGGCACUUCGGGUUAUUGGAGAGGAUAGGCAUAAUGCUUGACGUGGCUAUGGCAAUGGAGUAUCUGCAUCAUGAGCACCACGAGGUGGUCUUGCACUGUGACUUUAAGCCAAGCAAUGUGUUGUUUGAUGAGGACAUGACCGUGCAUGUAGCAGACUUCGGCAUUGCAAGGUUGCUACUAGGUGAUGAAACCUCUAUGAUCUCUGCGACCAUGCCUGGGACUGUUGGGUACAUGGCACCAGAAUAUGGAUCGUUUGGAAAAGCAUCACGAAAGAGUGAUGUGUUCAGCUACGUCAUCAUACUCCUUGAAGUCUUCACUAAAGGGAGACUCACGGAUGCAAUUUUUGUUGGGAAUCUAACAUUGAGACAAUGGGUUUUUGAGACAUUCCCCGAUGACCUUGUUCAUGUUGUGGAUGGCGAUCUACUGCGAGGACCUUCUUCUAGCCGCCACCUGGAAGUCUUUCUUGUGCCAAUAUUCGAGUUGGGUUUGCUCUGCUCCUGCGACUCUCCUGACCAAAGGAUAACGAUGACGGAUGUGGUCGUGAAGCUGAAGAAGAUCAAAGUGGAGUAUACCAAAUGGAGUGCAACCCAAUGAUUGAUCCUUUUCUUUUCUAUAUGUGGCUGUCUUUUUCUUCUUCAGUGCCAAGAAUAACAUCAGCUUCUACACAGUACUCACCUAAUUAUGUUGUUAUAUGUCUCUUAUGAAAGAGUUAUAUCCAUAAACCAAAUC
This is a messenger RNA of Triticum aestivum (bread wheat), 1093 nucleotides long. RefSeq names its product probable LRR receptor-like serine/threonine-protein kinase At3g47570. Gene Ontology annotation, cellular component: membrane. Gene Ontology annotation, biological process: protein phosphorylation. The coding region runs from base 317 to 958 and encodes 213 amino acids. Lineage: Eukaryota; Viridiplantae; Streptophyta; Magnoliopsida; Poales; Poaceae. Gene Ontology annotation, molecular function: ATP binding; protein kinase activity. The record is from RefSeq and is a predicted model, not a curated record. The transcript is spliced from 2 exons.